UUGGAGCUGAUACCAUUCUGUUCUGCUUCUCUCUUCAGAUCGGGACUCAUGUCGGCGAAAAUGCAGCUCGUUCACUUCGCACGGCUUCUUCUGUGUCUCGUGGUUUGCAGAGACCUUUGGCACACAUAUUCAGAUGCACUGGCUGCUUCAAAAGAAACUUUAAUCACCAGUGUCAGUGAUGCCAACUUGAUGUAUGAGUUUUUACUGAGAAAACUUGUGAUUGAUGAAGACAGCAAUGUUGGAAUGCAGGACAAAGAAAUGGCAUCUAUGAAGCUGGGACGUGUUUUCUUAAGCCGUAUAAAUGAUGACAUACCCAAAACUGUGCCAGGAAUGCAGGAACUGCUGAUCAUGUUCGAAGAGGAACAGCAAUCCUUUAAUGACGAUACUUUCGAGACACUUAUCCUGGGAAUCAUCUAUUCAGCCUACCAGGCCCAUGAGAAGAGGCAGGAGAGUCAGCAGCAGGCAUGGGCAGGUGUCCUUGGGCGCCUGGCAAACGUCACUCUACGCAAAUUUUAAAAUAUGCCACAAAAUGCAGAAAACAAUCAGAGCCUGUCACAUAGUGUAUGCAUGAAACACACCAUAUCAACAUAGUCACAAUAUCAGUUUCCCAUCUUAGUGAGAAUGUGUAAAGCAGUUAUGAAAGUCCUGUAUGAAGUUACUGCUGUCCAGCGGGUGGAGUCAGACCUUAUCCUGAUCUAGCUUCUCCUACCUGAGUGCAGUUGAAAUACAGAUCUUGGGGUGGAAACGACUCAGUAUGAUGCACAUUAGAUUAUUGAGUUUGAUGGAUGCUGUAUACUGUUUUAAACAUUCUGAUAGAAAGAGCUGGAUCAGGUACAACUCCACCCUCUAAACAUUUGGUUCUGCAGCGAGGUCUAUUUAAAAAUCAUGUUUUGACCACAAUUAUGUUUUUAUUAAUCAGUAAUCUAUGUUAACAUGUGCAGUUGCACAUAUGCACAUCAGUGGUUCUUAAAGCAGCUCUUAUCACCUCCAGACAUUUUAUGGUGUAAGUUAGGAUGGAGUGAAAAGAUUUGGGUCUUUGAGAGACUCUGAGGAUUGAGGAUUGAUUUGAAACCCUAUAAUCUAUAUGAAAUCAUUACUAAUCAUUACAAGAUAAUAUGUGAAUUAUCUGAGAGUCACUAUCCUACCUUAUAUCAACAUAAUAUCAAGCCAAAUUUGAACAUUAGGAAAGCAUCAAAUUGUGACAAUGCUUUUUUAAAAAUACUUUAGAAGAAAACAGUUUGAAUUACAGUGUUUUUUUUGGGGGAAACAUAAAUCUUCUUUAUCAAAACACAACAUAGUCCUGCCCAUAAACUGUAGUCUCUCUCCAGAUGCUUACAUUGCCUAUAAGCUAAACACUGCUGAAUGCAAUGCAGAUUUUAAUCACAGAAUAUCACCAAAAACAGAAUUACAUGCAAAUGUCUAUGGAUGGUUUGGAUGGCUUGGUUUUACACGAUCUCUGGGCUUAAA
This is a messenger RNA of Clarias gariepinus (North African catfish), 1467 nucleotides long. RefSeq names its product protein FAM180A. Bases 49 to 516 code for a protein of 155 amino acids. The transcript has 3 exons. NCBI's taxonomy places the organism in Eukaryota, Metazoa, Chordata, Actinopteri, Siluriformes, Clariidae. The record is from RefSeq and is a predicted model, not a curated record.